ACCAAAGAGUAGAAGGGACAGGAGGAUGACAGAAGCGCCAGAAGAGGAGAGGCCGAAUCUGCAGCAGGAAAGUUGCUCUGUGUCGGACGGAUGCAUUCAGCACAGAAAUGGGAUUAUUCGGCGUCAAUUGGAGACAAAAGAGGUGAGGGAAAUAUUUGAGUUGGGGCAAAGGUUGGGGAUUCAGUGCCAACACAACGAUGAAGAGGUGAUCUCUCGGCUGGCAGCUUUGGAGGCGAGGGACGAGAUUAAUUCCAGGGGGAGAAAGGAGAUUGCCAAGUUAGUUAGAAAGGAGAGGCCAGAUUUCCUAUUUAUUCAAGAAACUAAAUUAGAGGAAGUGGAUGUUGCGUUGUGUAAAACGUUGUGGAAUUCAGAUGAUUUUGACUGGGUUAUGGGAAAAUCAGUGGGUAGUUCAGGUGGUUUGUUGUCAAUAUGGAAUAAGAGGAAUUUUGUCAAACAAAGGGUGAUAGAAGGAAAUGGCUUUAUCGGGAUUUCUGGUGAAUGGGGAACUCAGCACAUUAAAUGCAAUUUUGUUAAUGUCUAUGCUCCAUGUGAUAGGCAGAGGAAGGCUUCGUUGUGGGAGGAGAUUGGUGGAUUGAUUUUGGAAGAGGGUGGUAGAUGGCUUGUGGCAGGGGAUUUUAAUACAGUUUGGAAUGUCACAGAGAGGAAGGGAAGAUUAGGAGAAACCCAGGACAUGGAAGAUUUUAAUCAUUUUGUGGAGGGGACUGGGUUAUUUGAUGUUAGGUUGUGGAAUAGGAAAUUCACUUGGUAUAGACCAGAUGGAACUUCAAUGAGCAGGCUUGACAGGUUUUUGCUUUCCACAGAAAUGAGUUUGUUGGAUAGAGAUUGGAUUCAAGUUGGUGUUCGAAGAUCAAUUUCUGAUCACUGUGCUAUCAUUUUGACAUCAAGAAAUGUGGAUUGGGGUCCCAAGCCUUUUCGAGUACUUGAUGCAUGGCAACAACAUCCAGAUUUUCAAGAAUUUGUGGAGAAUAGAUGGAAGGCUAUGCAAAUUGAAGGUUGGGCCUCAUACAAAUGUAAACAGAAGUUGAAGCUUUUAAAAGAGGAAUGUAAAGGAUGGAACAGUGGGGUGUUUGGCAAUGUGGAGACUCAAUUUGACACCCUAGUAAAGCAGGUUGAGAGGUUGGAUAAAAAAAGUGAGGAGGAUGGGUUGGACGAGAAUGAGGUGCUAGUGAGAAAGGAGUGUUUUCAGGGGAUGUGGAGACAUGGGUGUAUAGGGAGGGCAGCUGGUGAGGAAGAACAGCUUAAGGAGUUGAUUAAUGGUGUAAAGUUGAAGAUAGACGGAGUAGAUUCAUGGAGAUGGAUUCAUAGUGGAGAUGGUUUAUAUUCGGUAAAGGUGGCGUAUGACUUUUUAACACCGAAAGUAGAGUUACCAACAAUAACCACCACUCCGACCAGAGACAUAGAACUUGAUGUUACUGACCAAACUCCCACCAGUGAUAUACAACUUGAUGUUGCUGACCAAGGCUACGACAAAAGGAACAUUAGGAAACGAGCUUUCGAAGUGAAUCAUCAGCGUGAUGAUUAUGGAGUGGGUGCUCUACUCUUUGAAGCCACCAAACAUGGAAUAGUUGAAUUUGUAAUUGAGCUCUAUAAAGCCAACCCAUCAUUUGGUUUUAAAACUAAUAAUGAUGACAGACUCUCUUUCAUGGUUGCAGUCCAACAUCGCCAAGAAAAAGUUUUUUACCGCAAUUAUGGUGCUAAUGAGGCAUGGAAGGCCGAAAAUGUUAAUAAAUUAGAUAUAGAUGGGAACAAUAUUUUACGUGUGGCAGGAGGUUUGGCUCCUGUUUUAAAUACGUUGGAAUCUCUAGUCCAGUAUUACAGAUGCAGAGAGAACUCCAAUGAUUUAAGAUGAUCAUCUCUCCUUUCCUAUUUAACAGUAGCAUUAAGAAAUUGUUUAACACUAUGAUAAUUUUUAAAAUUUUCUUUUUGUAUAUAAGUGAAGCAAGAUUUUCAUACAACAUCAAACAGUUUCAUGUUUUAACUCCAGGUUGAAAUUCUAUAGUUAAUUUGUUUGGUUAGUUGUGUUGGAAUUCUAAAUUUUUGUGUUUUAUUUGGUUGUAUUUUAACAUUUCAUCCUUUUUAUGAGACUGUGAUAUGAAUAUAUGUACCUUUCCUCGUCUUGAACCAGAGGCUUUACUCCUUGAUUUUUCACUGGUGUUGAGUUGGUUGCUCUGGCUGGCUUCAUAUAUGUUUUUAGUUACAAUAGCUGAAAUGCCAUAUCGACGUUUGUAACUCGAUUCCUAAAUAAAGUUUGGUAUGAGUA
Messenger RNA from Rubroshorea leprosula, 2281 nucleotides. The record is from the annotation of a GenBank genome assembly. NCBI's taxonomy places the organism in Eukaryota, Viridiplantae, Streptophyta, Magnoliopsida, Malvales, Dipterocarpaceae.